Molecule: messenger RNA, 174 nt
Organism: Perognathus longimembris pacificus (Pacific pocket mouse)
Lineage: Eukaryota; Metazoa; Chordata; Mammalia; Rodentia; Heteromyidae
Product: keratin-associated protein 19-9b-like
Exons: 1
Coding region: 1-174 (57 amino acids)
Source: RefSeq, a predicted model, not a curated record
AUGAGCUACUACUACGGCAACUACUACGGUGGCCUGGGCUAUGGCCUGGGUGGCUUUGGUGGCCUGGGCUAUGGCUAUGGUUCCGGCUAUGGCCUUGGGGGCUAUGGUGGUUAUGGUUAUGGCUACUACCGCCCCUCUUUCUAUGGCAGAUACUGGUCCUCUGGAUUUUACUGA